AUGUUCCUUCAAUGGUAUGUCAAGAAUUCCGAGAGGUGGGAGGUUUGCCUCGGACCAGAAGAUCGGCAGUGGAAGCGCGUAGUCAAAAGUGCUAUCACGAUCGACGAGAUUUGGAAACGAUUAGUUGUUGGAGCCGACGAGACUGUGCUAUUGAAAAAGCGCAAGUCAGAUCGUGAGAACCGGGGCAAGUGGCGGUUGGCGUUCAAGGAGAAGGACAAGACAGGGCCAGUAGCCGAUAUCUCACGGUGGAUUGCAGGGCCGAUGGCCGAGAAGUACAAACUCACUCUCGAACAGACGUUUGUGAAGCAACAGGCCACUGCGGAAGAUAUCGCGGUCUGGCUCAUCACUCUUUGGACUCGGUCAGGUGACAUCGACAUAUCUCCUGCAAAGCGGGUGGCCUUUCAUGUCUACGUGCUAUUAGCCGGGAUUACUGGCUUUCGGAACUCCUCUUUGUUCGGGCUACCAUACAGCCAGGUCCGUUUCUCUCUUGUUAGAGACCCGGACGACCGGAGGAAUUCCAGGCUCGUAGCGCAUAUUCUCAUCAUCCACAGCAAGCGAAUACAACGCAACCAAGACAACAAAAUAGAGUUCAGUAUCACGUUUGUGCCAUGUCGUGUCUUCUGUUUGCUGAGCCAACUUGUCGCUCGUGCAAUCGCGGACGAUGCCUUCGAGGCUGGGUAUUAG
This is a messenger RNA of Microdochium trichocladiopsis, 684 nucleotides long. RefSeq lists its product as uncharacterized. The coding region runs from base 1 to 684 and encodes 227 amino acids. The record is from RefSeq and is a predicted model, not a curated record. NCBI's taxonomy places the organism in Eukaryota, Fungi, Ascomycota, Sordariomycetes, Xylariales, Microdochiaceae. The transcript has 3 exons.